AUGAAACUUGUUAUUCUUGGAUUGUUUGUCAGUCUUGGUUGCCGUGUUCAUGGUGGUAUUAUGAGAUUUCCACCCGAGGCAGUCUCGUCGUCCGCUGCGAUGGACUCUAGUGGAUGGAAUAGAGUCAAAGUAGGAAAAGAAGAUGUUGAAUCCAAUCUUGAUCAAUCUACUUCUUAUCAAAGCUUUACUAAACCAAUCAUCAAAUCUGAUAAUGAUCAAAGAGAUUAUCAAAUCAUCAAACUCAACAAUCAAUUACAAGUCAUCUUGAUUCAUGAUCCUAAAUCUGAUAAAGCGGCUGCUGCUCUAUCUGUCAAUGUCGGUUAUCUCUCGGAUCCACCUCAAUUACCUGGUCUAGCUCACUUUUGUGAACAUUUAUUGUUCAUGGGCAACAAAAAAUAUCCUUCUGAAAAUGAAUAUGAAAAAUACUUGGCAAAACAUGCGGGUCAAUCAAAUGCGUCCACAAGAAUGGAUGUGACACUUUAUCAUUUUGAAGUUCAUCCAUCAGCUUUGGAUGGAGCAUUAGAUCGAUUUGCACAAUUUUUCAUAUCGCCACUAUUCACAGAAACGUGUACUGAAAGAGAAAUCAGAGCAGUAGAUUCAGAAAAUAGUAAAAAUUUACAAUCUGAUGCGUGGAGAUUACUUCAAUUAGAUAAACAUACUUCAUCACAUGAACAUCAUUCAUAUUGGAAAUAUGGUACAGGAAAUUUACAAACACUUUGGAAUCAACCAAUUUUGUUAGGAUUAAACAUUAGAGAAGAAUUAAUGAAAUUUCAUUCAAAACAUUAUUCUUCAAAUUUGAUGACUUUAGCCGUUUUAGGUAGACAUUCCAUUCAGGAAUUAACUCAAAUGGUACUACAACAUUUUUCAGAAAUUCCAAAUAAACAAAUAUUACCUGAUCAAUUUCAUGGUUCACCUUAUACAGAAAAAGAAUUACAAAAAAUCAUUUUUACUCAAUUGGUUAUAGACAAUAAUUUAUUAAUAAUCACUUUCCCUUUACCUGAUCAAGAUUUGUUUUAUGAUACUCAUCCUACCAGUUUCAUAUCUCAUUUUAUUGCUCAUAAAGGAGGUGGUUCGGUUACUAGUUAUUUCAAGAAAAAAGGUUGGCUGCGUAAUAUUCAAUGUGUUGGUGGUGGUGGUGCUGCUGGAUUUGAUUUCUUUAAAAUCACUUUAUAUCUGACUGGCGAAGGUUUAACUCAUUACAAAGAAGUAGUUCAAGUGAUCUUUGCAUACCUUGAUCUCUUGAGAUCAACACCACCCCAAGAAUGGUCAUUUCGAGAACAAUCUCAAUUAGCUGAAAUCCAUUUCCGAUUUAGAUCACAAUCUCAACCUGAUCAAUAUGCUGGCUCAUUAGCAAAUUCAUUAAGCAAACCAUGUCCACGUGAAAUGAUUUUUCAAGUUCAUAUUUAA
This is a messenger RNA of Melampsora larici-populina 98AG31, 1407 nucleotides long. RefSeq names its product insulinase. Gene Ontology annotation, cellular component: cytosol; mitochondrion. The record is from RefSeq and is a predicted model, not a curated record. Gene Ontology annotation, biological process: peptide catabolic process. The coding region runs from base 1 to 1407 and encodes 468 amino acids. Gene Ontology annotation, molecular function: metalloendopeptidase activity; metal ion binding. Lineage: Eukaryota; Fungi; Basidiomycota; Pucciniomycetes; Pucciniales; Melampsoraceae. The transcript is spliced from 4 exons.